AUGAGGAAAGGUGCUCCGCUACUCACUCUCGAAGAGUUGAUUCUCGUCGGCAAGCUACAAAAAAUCCUUCACAAGCGCAGUCCACCAACAUGUCGCCUAGGCAGCGCAUGCGAGAAGGUCGACCCUCGCAGAUCAACGAGGAGGUCAAUCAGCAUCGCCCAAACCGCGAAGGUCACCAACGUGUGUUUGUGCCUAAUAAAUCACAGUCAUAAGCUGAUUGAAGGGACUUCCUUUUGGCCCUGGCGCCUACUGUUUCGUCGAGCAUUUCGCCUUCCUGAAACAAAAGGAAAACUGCAAAGGCAAAAUCCUCUCGGCCUCGCGACCGCAGUGUUGAAGGCCGAAGCCGAAGGCCGUAAAAGACACGGCCGAAGAAGCUGUGAUCACCAACCACCAGACCAGGGCAUUGAAUGCGUUCCCACAGCUAAGGGGGCAGAACCCACGAUCAGGGCGGUGGACUUGAGGUCAGAUCACCAACCACCAGACCAGGGCAUUGAAUGCGUUCCCACGGCCAAGGGGGCAGAACCCACGAUUAGGGUAGAACCCUUCUCGGCCACCGCCCUAAUCAUGGGUUCUGCCCCCUUGGCCGUGGGAACGCAUUCAAUGCCCUGGUCUGGUGGUUGGUGA
Messenger RNA from Prunus armeniaca (apricot), 624 nucleotides. The record is from the annotation of a GenBank genome assembly. NCBI's taxonomy places the organism in Eukaryota, Viridiplantae, Streptophyta, Magnoliopsida, Rosales, Rosaceae.